This is a messenger RNA of Tyto alba (common barn owl), 2332 nucleotides long. It is a transcript of the gene LGALS8, whose product is annotated as galectin 8. The coding region runs from base 255 to 1202 and encodes 315 amino acids. Gene Ontology annotation, molecular function: carbohydrate binding. The transcript has 10 exons. The record is from RefSeq and is a predicted model, not a curated record. NCBI's taxonomy places the organism in Eukaryota, Metazoa, Chordata, Aves, Strigiformes, Tytonidae.
AGCGUCCCGUUAAGAGGGGGAGCGGAGGGCGAAAGCGGGAAUAACCCCGCCGCGUGCCUCAGCCUGGCGGGGAGAGGGGCCCGGCUGAGGGAGGCGCUCCGCGGAGCCGGCUGCAGCGGCCGGGGUUUCUCGGUGAAAACUCGUCCUGUGCCCUUCUGGGAUCCCUCGUUUAGUGCUGCCAGACCAGUGUGUCCUGUAUAUACGCUCCAGCAGUGAUCACACAGAGCUGACAAACUUAAACUGGAGGAGGAAAGAUGAUGUCCUUGGAUGGACCGCAGAAGACAGUCAGUAACCCGACCAUUCCGUAUGUUGGGACGAUACGUGGUGGCCUUGUUCCUGGAGAGCUGAUUGUGAUACAUGGGACUGUUCCUGAUGAUGCAGACAGGUUUCAGGUGGAUUUACAGUGUGGCAGCAGUGUAAAGCCUCGAGCCGAUGUGGCGUUUCAUUUCAACCCUCGCUUCAAAAGGUCCGGCUGCGUUGUUUGCAACACACUGGAAAGGGAAAAAUGGGGCUGGGAGGAGAUCACUUAUGAGAUGCCCUUUCAAAAAGGGAAGUCAUUUGAGAUUGUCAUCAUGAUUUUAAAGGAUAAAUUUCAGGUGACUGUAGACAAGAAGCACUUGCUGCUCUACAACCACAGAAUUAGCCUUGAAAGAAUAGAUACUCUUGGAAUAUAUGGCAAAGUGCAGAUCAAAACUAUAGAUUUUGUUUCUAAUUCUUUACAAGGCUCUCAGCCAUCACCUCUAGGAGUAACAAAGAUAAACACAGAAAAUGGAGAAAUGCCAGAUGGUUCACAAUUUGGAGUUCCUUACUUUGGGAGACUUGAUACUGCACUUCGUCCAGGAUGCACAGUUGUCAUUAAAGGAGAAGUGAAUAAAAACGCAAAAAGCUUUGCAAUAAAUCUGAAAUCAAGUGACUCAAAGGACAUUGCAUUACAUCUGAAUCCUCGAGUGAAAAAUAAAGUUUUUGUAAGAAACUCAUACCUUCAUGACAGCUGGGGAGAAGAAGAAAGGGAAAUUGCCAACUUCCCUUUCAGUCCAGGGAUGUACUUUGAGCUGAUCAUUUUCUGUGAUGCCCACCAGUUCAAGGUUGCUGUUAAUGGUGUUCACACGCUGGAAUAUAAGCAUCGAUUUAAACAGCUGGGAACGAUCAACAUAGUGGAAGUCACGGGGGAUGUUCAGUUGUUAGAUGUGAGGAGCUGGUAGUUCUUUUCGAUCGGUACUAAAUGAAUGAAACCUCUCCUACUGACAGUGCCUCCUUUGUCAAAUACAAGCAGGCACUGACUCAUACUCAGCCUGCCUUUAUCUAUCUAGGCUUCUGUGUCUGCUGCUCUGAGCUAGGUGGGUACCAGAACUGCUAACUGCGAGGUUAAAUCCUCUAGUUUACAGUAUUGUGGCAAGCUAAAUAAGUGUUUGCUGAGAUAAGUCUCCCAUACUACUGAACCUAGCAAUAUGGAAACGCUGUGUCAUACUGUGUCUGACAACUGCACUCAGUAUGUUUAAGUUCAACUACUCAUCAGCAUUCCUUGAUAGCAUACAUUCAAUAUUGUGAAGUGGAAACAAGACUGAAAUAGGCUCUGAAGAUAUGGUUAACUACCCCAAAAGUGACACUGAUAAUUAAUUUAAAAUAGGAUUAUGAAAUAUAUUCUUCUGCUUCCUAGUGUAUAUUAGGAGCUCUAAUCUUUUUCCUGAGGCUGGAUUAAGCAAACAGUUGACCUAUCAGUUUUAGCAAAAGUCAAGGAGGAAUUUGAUCUUCAUAGCCUGCUGCUGGAGCAGUAGCUUCUCUGACACUCAUGUCACCUCCUGCUUAUAAGUAAGUGGAUUAAAUCAAACAUACAAUAGCACUUCUAUCUUUCCAAAGUGAAACAAAGGGAAAUGAUUUAGCUCAUUCCAAUUGCAUGAACCUUUGAAAACUUGCUUGAUCUGAAAUGGCUCUUACCUGAGUUGAGAUUGCUUGGAGACUGAAGCAGAUGUUUUUCAUUUUUAAAAAUGUGUGAACCUGGGUAUUCCAACUGAGACGAGACUUGGAUACUCAUCAGUGGAGUAGAGAAUGAAUCCUUUUUCAGUCUUGCAUUAAAAUACUAUCUAUCUGAAACAAGCUACUCCUAUUCCAUGUUUUCUGUACAAAUGUCAGUCUUAAUUUUUAUACUAUUUUUAAAAGUUGCUACUGGCUGUCCAUGCAUGCCUGAGGGAUAUUCCUCUUUAUCUUAACAGCUGCUAAAAGUGAAGCAAUUUCAAGAAUAAGAUGUGUCCUAAAAGACUGUUUGAGAUAAAUUACCACACUGAAUGUUUAAAAAGCAUAAAUAAAAUUAUCUAUGAACUCUGCUUUUCUUCAA